CCUAUGCUGGAUUCUGCCCCCGGUCUAUCCGUACCCUCCAUUACAAGUUUCCCCUAUCUUUGUUCCAUCAACCUUCUCGAACAAUGCAGUGCCGGCCAAGUAGAUUUACGGAUGUGUCCAGGUCUUGUGUUCCUCUACCUCGUGCUCGAAAAAUCCCCCUCCUCUUUGUCAGUCCGAGUGCCCUCCUUCUUGUAUGCUUUGAGACUUGUCCACUCCUUGUCUCCAAGGAUCUACGGUGUGGACGGUCGCUCUGUCCGUGAUAGAGAUCUCGAUAUUCCUGUAUGAUACUGUCGUUAUUGAGAGCACAGAUGCUGAUUCCUGAUAGAGGUCUUCCUGGCCAGUGACACACUCAAGAUGCCCCCAUUCCCAUUCCAAUCCAUCAUUCCCGCUCUACUUCCCCGUCGAGGCUUGCCCUGCAAAUCGUAUGUACGUACUCUUGCGCCUGAAGGCUG
Messenger RNA from Colletotrichum acutatum, 452 nucleotides. RefSeq lists its product as uncharacterized. The transcript has a single exon. Bases 4 to 285 code for a protein of 93 amino acids. Lineage: Eukaryota; Fungi; Ascomycota; Sordariomycetes; Glomerellales; Glomerellaceae. The record is from RefSeq and is a predicted model, not a curated record.